GUUCGCCCCCUAUCAGGAGCCAUCACUCGUGUGGAGGGUAACAUUGUCAAAACACUGUCAAAACAUUCAGGUCAGGUGUAUGUUCUUGUACUGGGCUGAUACCGUUUGCUCCUCGAAAGCACAUUGCCUGUGACACCAGGCUGUGCCUCUGUGGUUUUGCCAUGCAGCAGCUACCUCUUCUGUCUUCUGAGCACAAGAGGGAAGACUCAGGUGGACGUGAAACUGGAGGCCGUGGAGCAGGAAGCUGGUCACCACACGGUGACAGGAUGGAACUUCCUGUGAUUACUCAGCCAGGCCUUGGAGUGACCACCACAACGGUGACCACCAUCACACAAACAGGAGGGGACUGGAGCACGGGGCUUUUUGAAGUGUGCAGUGACAGCAGCUCAUGUUUGGUGGGAACGUUUGUGCCCUGUUGUUUGGAUUUGAGUUUGGCUCAUCAGUUUGGAGAGUGCCUGUGCCUGCCUCUGCUACCUGGCUCCACCUUUGCCAUGCGUGUUGGCAUCAGGGAACGUUUUAAAAUCAGGGCUUCCAAGGUCCUGCAUUGAUUGAUGCUGCAAUCCUUUCAUCCUCCGCAGUUGAUUCAUGGCUGGGCGGUAGCUGUAAUCUGGGUGGUUCUGGCCAUUCAGUGAAGAAUAGGUCACAGGAGAGACACUGGCCCCUUCCUGGUGACUAGUGCAGAUCUAGCACUAAUGGUUUGUCGUUGUGAGGAAACUACAGCAAUUCAUAUGACCAUGCUCAAAAACGGUCUGAAGCAGAAUCAUAGCCUAAGAAGAGUUUACUGUGGAGAAGCUCCAUUUAGAUUGCUCCUUAGAGUUUCAGUGGGUCAUGACACUGUUUUAGCAAUGCCUUAUUAGGACUUUGGUCACCUUCAAAGAAACUGUGCUCACCAUUUGAAAAAUAUCUUCAUUUAUUACCAAGAGCAUCUCUGUUCUGAUGACAAAAUCAUGCUUGGUGACCGUCUUUGGUGGGUUAUAUUUUAGGUCUAGGCAGCAAGGUCGUCAAAAAUAGAACACUGACAACAGACCACCCAAGGGGAUUAAUGACACAACAGUGAUAGGACGUAAUGGAUCAGGAACAGCCACAAAGGCACACACUCUUACGAGGAACUGGAGAUGUGCCAGGAUUCUCACUAAGCAUCUAAAAUCACCAGUACCAUUCAGAAUGUUCGUAGCUGGUUAUAGAGCAAAAGAGAGACAGAAAGAGUGGCAAUUUUACAUAACUGCCUUUGAAAAUAUGUUACUUGAGUACUUUCAUCCAUUCAGUGUUCUGACAGAACCGAAUGCCAAGGCUUUUCAGAUGGACAGAUGGAGUAACAUUCGGCAUAAAGGCGUAUAAAAGUUGUUGCAGCUAUUCUGGACUUUACUGGCCUAGAAGCAGAGCAAGAUUGGCUUGGGUUCUUGGUUACUUAUCUAUGAGUAAUGAUUUGCAAUCUUUUUUAUUAGAUGUUAAAGUUUUAUUCAUUAUUCACAGACAAUUGCGUUGUCCAGCAUGUCAGAACUGUCUGAUAUCAACCUCUUAAAAUGAGACAGGCUGUAAGAUUGAGAAAAAUCUUUGUCCAGGAAACCACUUCAUUAUGUUUCUGGCUUAAUUGACUUCAGUGUCAUGGAGAACACACUAAUUUCUAGCAUCAGAGACCUGCAUUUCUGAAAGGACUACUACAAUACAACUGGAGGUCUGUAUAUCUAUUGUAUCUACCAGUUCAUGACAGAUAUGAUUGCUAAAUCCAGUACAAUAUUGCUGCAUAUCAUCACUGUUCAAAGAGAAACGUUUCUACAGCAUUUGAGCUCAGCAGCUGUUCUGUUGUGUGUGUAAUGAUUGAAUAGAAAAGACAUUCUCCAAAUCGCUUGGAAUAAAACCUCUUUGCAUUUA
Messenger RNA from Pygocentrus nattereri (red-bellied piranha), 1872 nucleotides. RefSeq names its product PLAC8 like 1 (gene plac8l1). Lineage: Eukaryota; Metazoa; Chordata; Actinopteri; Characiformes; Serrasalmidae. The transcript has 3 exons. Bases 162 to 548 code for a protein of 128 amino acids. The record is from RefSeq and is a predicted model, not a curated record.